AUGGCUGCGAAAUCAAACCAACCACAAACACUCAUGCUCUGGAUUUUCUUCGUACCGCUAGUUUACGCCGUAACUAGUCCCGCUGAAUUAGGUUCGUACAAGAACCCCCAUCCAAGACCCUACGAAAGAUGCGAAGCCCACGAUUUAAUCAAGUUGUCCGAAUGUUGCAAUGAUGUCCUAGCCAAACUUGACGAUUGCAAGGCUGGCGAUCUUGCUUGUGAAUGCUGUGCUCUACAACACAUGGAUCCACUGUGUUAUUCUUUAUGUCCCGGAAACCCAUCCACCAACUUUCUUUCUGUCCUUUACAACGAUUGUGCCCCGCUUAACGACGUCAAUGCUUGCAACUUACCAUUCAAGAAGGUGGACGGUCAAAAAGCGGUGGGUGGACGUAAACCCGAGGAAGACGAAGAAGAUCCCAAUAAGGUAAGCGUCAAGUCAGUUGUUCUGAACGUGGAAGUGGAGGACGAUAAGGGUAUUCUUCUCUAUAGUGCAGACGCAAUGUAUGACUCGAUGGCUGUGACAAAUGAACAGAGUGACGAAGCUGAUGAGAUGCUAGAGGUGAAAUCCGAGAAGGAAGAGGCCGAGAAGUCGAUUUUUAAAUCCACUAAGCCUAAGGUUGUUUUAGUCAACGCUUCAAAUGCAACAAGUACGUAUUAUUGUGAUAGUGGAAACAUCAUCUCCAUCUACUUUUUACUAACUACCAGGUUCAACCGUGCAUUCAAGCUCACAUAA
Sungouiella intermedia is the source of this 732-nucleotide messenger RNA. NCBI's taxonomy places the organism in Eukaryota, Fungi, Ascomycota, Pichiomycetes, Serinales, Metschnikowiaceae. The record is from the annotation of a GenBank genome assembly.